Molecule: messenger RNA, 1593 nt
Organism: Kluyveromyces lactis
Lineage: Eukaryota; Fungi; Ascomycota; Saccharomycetes; Saccharomycetales; Saccharomycetaceae
Gene: PRP9
Product: SF3a splicing factor complex subunit PRP9
Exons: 1
Coding region: 1-1593 (530 amino acids)
Biological process (GO): mRNA splicing, via spliceosome
Cellular component (GO): nucleus; spliceosomal complex
Molecular function (GO): RNA binding; zinc ion binding
Source: RefSeq, a predicted model, not a curated record
AUGAAUGCCCCCACUUAUCUAUGUUUUGAAGAGAGGCGAAAGAUAUUAGAAGAAUUAGAAGUCAUCGAGGAUGCUAUUUCGUCCAGACUACGAAGAAAUCCAGAAAUCUUUUACAGAUUUAACGAAGCACUGCAUAAUCUGGGAGUUGAAGCUUGGGCGGUACCUAAGCUAGACGUUUCUGCCAACAGGAUUUACAGGAGCAAGAAAAGCAAACGUUCUAGAAAGCAAAUCAAAGCACAAGAAUAUGAAAUCGCCUUAUUUCUUGGAAGAUAUAGAAGACUGUUGAAAUCUUUGCAAAAGCACAAAUUGAGUGAAGAACAUUUAGAAUACUUUAGGGAUACAAACGCUAGCUUUGAACAGUUUGAAACCGUCACCACAGAAGUAUUAGAGGGUCAAGUAAACUCACGUUCUCUGGUUGAAGUCAAAUCUGACUAUGAGAUGUUUUCUGGCCCUCAAGCUGCCAGUAAGAACAUCAUAUCGCCCAUAGGACAAAUAAUUGAUCUUUCAAGAAACUUUGCUAGAGAUGAAAACUUUGGGACGUAUUUGGAUCUCUCAGAACAAUUCAAGAAGUGGUUGAAUAUCAUCAAGCGUGCGGAUUUAACGAUACUUUCAUUUUUGAAGAUGUUAGAAUCAUUUGAAACAUACGACUACUUACUCAACCCAUCAUUAGAUAGAGACACCAAGGAAUAUAACCAAUUAGUCACUGAGUUACUGAAAUAUUAUAAGGCCUAUUACUCCAAAGCUUAUCCUCUAGUGGACAAGGAAAUUCUUUCCAAAACCAUCCACAAUGGAUUUGAUAAAUAUGUGAGGACCGGUAUCACAGAAUCCCCAUCGAAGGAAAGCGGGAAAAUGUACUCCGUUGUGUUUAAUCGAUGGUUUGAUAGUCAGUCGGAAUUUAAUACUCAUGUUCAAACUGAACAGUUUAAUAUUGCAUUGUCUCGGAAUAGAAAGCGUUUGAUGAAGGAAUACACGUUUCACUGUUUUUCCAAAUUUCUCUCUAAAGUAUUGCAAAAUACAAUAUCAUUCACGGAAAGAAAACUUGCAUUCACAGAUGAAGAGUUUACUGAAGAGCUGGAAAAGCUACAAGAACAAUAUGAAUCACCCAUAUACGCCAAAGAUGAAUCUGAAGAUAAACCAUCUUAUAUUGACAAUGCUGAAGAUACUGCUCAAAAAGAGAGUAUGGAUCCAACGAAUCCAUACAACCUACCAUUAGGACCUGACGGAUUUCCUAUACCUCGCUGGCUCAUCAAAGUCCAAGGUUUAGAUGUGAAAUAUGUUUGCGAGAUCUGCGGUAAUCAAAUAUAUCAUGGGCGUAGAGAAUUCGAGAAACAUUUCCCACUGAAAAAACAUUCAGAAGGUUUGAAAUCUUUAGGCAUAACUCCUUCUCUUGCAUUCAAAGAUGUCACUACUAUAGUAGAGGUGACAGAGCUAUGGAAAGCAUUGCAAGCAAAGAGUACACUAAAGUCAGGUGAACCCUUUUCCAAAAUAUCAACUGUGAAAGAACCGGAAAUGGUACUUGAAACAGAGGACAAUGAAGGUAAUGUGAUGAGUGUUCAAGUAUACGAAGAACUUAAGAAACAGGGCCUUCUCUGA